AUUCCCUACUCUUGUUCGCUCUAAUACCUCCUCCCUCCCUUCUGUGCCCAUGACCUUGACUAUUGUUCUUCAACAAGCACGCCGUGGUGUUGCAAAGGUAUUCAUUAAAUUUUCUCCUUUAACGUUUGUUACAUGUUUAUUCCCACGGGUCAGAUAUCCACAUUCUGUAACUUGUUUCGAAAAGUCUUUUCUUUUGGAAACAGAAAAAAGGUGACCAUUACUGCCUUCACUACCACAAUCGGCCGCCAAUUCUCUAUAUUCCGCCCCGUCUAUAAGCAGGCAGCUGCUGAUGAUGAGCUGGUCGAGAACUUGAGCAAAGUUUAUCCUUCAGCGGAGGAAGCUGUCAAGGAUAUCCCUUCAGGUUCGACUCUGAUGGUUGGAGGAUUCGGACUCUGCGGUAUUCCAGAGAAUUUGAUCGCAGCAUUGAAGAAGCGUGCUUCAGACUGUAAGGACUUGAUUGUAGUUUCUAACAAUGCUGGCGUGGAUGAUUUUGGAUUGGGACAGCUCCUGCGUACCAAACAGAUCAAACGCAUGAUCAGCAGUUAUGUAGGCGAGAACAAGGAGUUUGAGCGCCAGUACCUCUCUGGAGAGCUCGAGGUUGAGUUGACUCCUCAGGGUACUCUAGCAGAGCGUGUUCGUGCUGGCGGUGCUGGUAUCCCAGCUUUCUUCACUCCUACUGCUUAUGGAACUGAAGUUCAAACUGGUGAGCUCACAAUCAAGUAUAGUCCGGAUGGCAAGCCUUUGAUCCGCAGCAAGCCUAGAGAAGUGCGCGAAUUUAAUGGCCGCAAGUAUAUUAUGGAAGAGGCCAUCGUUGGAGACUACUCAUUGGUCAAAGCCUGGAAGGGUGAUGCCUAUGGAAACCUAAUCUUUAAGGGAUCUGCUAUGAACUUCAAUCCGGUCAUGGCGAAGGGUUCCAAGAAUUGCAUUGCCGAGGUAAAAAAAAAAAAAAAAAAAAAAAAAAAACGACCCGAGGACAUUCACUUGCCUGGCAUCUUCGUAAAGCGCAUCAUCCAGGGUAAGAACUAUGAAAAGAGGAUUGAACGUCUCACCUUGACUGAGGACAAACCUGUCGGCGUUACCAAUACCUCUCCUGUCUGCUCGUGUCGUGAGAAGAUCGUUCGCCGUGCCGCUAAGGAGUUCAAGAACGGCAUGUAUGUCAACUUGGGUAUUGGUAUGCCCAUGCUUGCGUCCAACUACCUCAAGAAGGGCGUUGCUGUCCACUUGCAAAGCGAGAACGGUAUCCUUGGUUUUGGUCCCUUCCCCAAGCCUGGUGAACAGGAUCCUGAUCUGAUCAACGCUGGAAAGGAAACUAUCACACUUCUACCUGGCGCCUCACUCUUCUCAAGUGAUGAUUCGUUUGCAAUGAUUAGAGGAUCACACGUAGAUUUGACUAUUUUGGAGCAUUGCAGGUGUCGGCCAAGGGUGAUUUGGCCAACUGGAUCAUCCCCGAAAGAUGGUCAAAGGAAUGGGAGGGCCAUGGAUCUAGUCGCCAGUCCCGGUACCCGUGUUGUCGUGACGAUGGAGCAUCUGGCAAAGGGCGGCAAGCAUAAGAUCCUAGAAGAAUGUACAUUACCUCUGACUGGCGUUGGUUGUGUUGAUAGAAUUAUCACAGACCUGUGUGUGUUUGAUGUCAAGGAUGGCAACCUUGUAUUGACCGAGUUGAUGGCGGAUGUUUCAUUGGACGAUGCUUGUAAGAUGUUGAGACAAACAGGAUGA
Messenger RNA from Lobosporangium transversale, 1716 nucleotides. RefSeq lists its product as hypothetical. Lineage: Eukaryota; Fungi; Mortierellomycota; Mortierellomycetes; Mortierellales; Mortierellaceae. The transcript is spliced from 7 exons. Gene Ontology annotation, molecular function: succinyl-CoA:3-oxo-acid CoA-transferase activity. Gene Ontology annotation, biological process: ketone body catabolic process. Bases 133 to 1716 code for a protein of 527 amino acids. The record is from RefSeq and is a predicted model, not a curated record.